AUGGAGAGGGCCGCUCGGCGGAGCCCCAGUCCUGAAGACGAGGCCUUGCAUUUGGGGCAGAAGUGCAAAUCGCUGCAGGUCAGAGAAAAACAAGAUGUGGCUCUGCAGAGAAGACCAGAUGCCAGACUGUGGAGGUGCUGCCGGCUCCAGUGCUUGGCCGAGGAGCUGAGGGCUGCGUGGCGGGAGGCUCAGCACCGGCACGCCUACCUGUUAGCUGCGGGGGGACGACGCGCGGAGGACAGAGAGCCCGACCAGGACGAGCCCCCGCAGCAGGGAGCAGCGAGGCCCCCGAAGGCCAAGGAGAGGCACAAAGCAGCCCUCAGAGAAGAGAAGAGCCUCAAGGAAGAGCCGGGCUGGCACGCCUGGCACCCCAGGGCCUGGAGGGUGGCGGUGGGCACGGAGAAGCAGGGAGCUACAAAAGCCCCGGGCCAGGCGCACCCUCCCCCGAGCCCCCCUGAGAAGAGCAAGGGAAAGCGAGUGUCUUGGACCAAGACUGGGGGUGGCCGCUGUCCUGUCAACUCUCGGGGGAGCAGAAGGAUGGACCUGCUCUUGGCCCCUGCAGGGGAAAUCAAGCGUGUGGAGAAAAAAGAGACAGAAACCUCCCAGGAGGGGAGGAAGCAGCAGGAGAAGGGCACGGCUUGCUUGGUCCGGGGCUUGGCCCGCAGCCCUCGCAAUCUGAGUCCGGAGGGCAAACCGAGAGCCGGGCAGCGGCACUGGCUGGCCGACUGCGCCUGCAGAAGGGGAGCCCAGGCGCCCCAGUGCACAUGCGAUGACAAGAGCAAGUGGCAGAAAGAGCUGGAAUUGACCUUUGAAGAGCUGUUCCAUACAAACAGACAGCUGAAAAAACACCUGCGCUUGCACCUCGAACCGAGGCCCAGGGCGGCCCAGAACCCUGAUGAAGAACAGGCUGUCUCGGAGUCGCAAGAAGGCGGUAGCGAGAUCCCGAGAGAGAAGAAAGCAGCAGAUGCGGAAACGAUGCCCGCCGGGGAGUCCGGUAGCCCGGCAGGGGCGGAGGCCCACCGGACGGCGUCCACAACCAAUUUGGAAACGUUCCUGAGCAAGAUCGAGAACCGAAAAUACCGCCAGGCAGCCGGCCCCGCGUUUAGGAAUGAAAGCCAGACACCGUGUCCCGAGGCAGGGAUACUGAUCGACGAAGAGGACGCGCUCCCCUGCGGCACCGAGUGGGGACCGCAGUCCCCCAGGGCGGGGCUUCUCCAGCUCCACCCGCAGGACCAGGCAGGCAGGGCGGGCUCCACGGCCUCGAGGCAGAAGCAGGAGGCAGAGGCGGAGUGGAGGAGGCCACGGCAGCUGGAACUGCUGGAGCAGCCGGAACACCCGAAUAUGAGCUUGGAGAUCCACUACAUGGCCGAGUUAGAGAAGGAGAGGCGGGAGCGGAGAAGAGCCCGCCUCGCCCUUCUGAGGUCCUACCCCUCGCAAGGCCGGGACGCGAAAAGAGGACCUGGGCUCAGCGUCACCGAAGAGGACUGGCACAGUCAGAUGAUCUGUGACCUCCAGCAGCAGAUUUCAGAGCAAAGCAAGUUGCACAAGGAGUUUCUUGAAGAAGCCAGGAAACGCCUGCGCGAGUUUCAGGACGAGGGCGACGCGUGA
Messenger RNA from Propithecus coquereli (Coquerel's sifaka), 1608 nucleotides. RefSeq names its product CEP295 N-terminal like (gene CEP295NL). The record is from RefSeq and is a predicted model, not a curated record. Gene Ontology annotation, cellular component: cytosol; centriole; centrosome. The transcript has a single exon. Gene Ontology annotation, biological process: regulation of centriole replication. Lineage: Eukaryota; Metazoa; Chordata; Mammalia; Primates; Indriidae. Bases 1 to 1608 code for a protein of 535 amino acids.